AUGCUUUUGAACAUUCUAAUCGCCUCGUGCCUCGUCACGCUCGCCUCGUGCCUCAAGAACAUCAACAUCUGUCUGCCACCGGCACAAUUCCAUCCCGAUGAAUCGGACACCCACGACAGCUUUUGCAUCUUCUCGCUGUAUGAUUAUCCUCUCGGUACGACUCCUAACAACGAACCUUGGAACAAAUGCGGACAGUAUCAGUACGUUUGCCUGGACGGCACCGUGCAGAGUAAGGAACAGCCCAACAACGGCGGUCGUUACACACUCCAAGACUCGGCAGGAUACUCUAUGCAUUGUAUUCGGGCUGACACAUGCUGA
This is a messenger RNA of Mixia osmundae IAM 14324, 318 nucleotides long. RefSeq lists its product as uncharacterized. Lineage: Eukaryota; Fungi; Basidiomycota; Mixiomycetes; Mixiales; Mixiaceae. The record is from RefSeq and is a predicted model, not a curated record. The transcript has 4 exons. Bases 1 to 318 code for a protein of 105 amino acids.